CAAGCAUUCAAAUCAAACCCAUUGAACCUGUGUCUGCUUGGACACCUCUCCCUUGUUUUCAUAAGAAAAUGGCCAUGUUUAGAGCAUUUCUGAACCUGGCUGUGAUAGCCAUGCUGGUUGAGUUUGCCGUGGGAGCAAAUUACACAGUGGGAGGUACCAAUGGGUGGGAUCUAACCUCCAACGUACAGUCGUGGGUGGCUGCUCAAUCGUUCCAUGUCGGAGACAAUCUGAUUUUCCAAUACUCGCAGCCUCACAAUUUGCUUGAGGUUACAAAGGCAGACUAUGAUUCCUGCCAGGCAACCAAUGCACUCCAGUCUUACAGUGACGGCAACACUGUGAUCACAUUAACCACUCCAGGCAAGAGAUACUUCACUUGUGGAGCCCCAGGACACUGUACCCAAGGAAUGAAGCUCCAAGUUAACACUCUGGCUACAUCUGCUGCCACAGCUCCAUCACCCACUAUAGCAACUUCUCCAUCCACCUUGCCAAAUAUUGCCACCCCUCCAAUGCCAGCAAUUGCCACUCCUCCAUCGCCCAGCAUAGAAACUUUGGCUCCAUACAUUCCCCCCUCAACGGCACCACUUGGAUCUGAUCCUAAUGUGUUGUCACCCACCCUUCCCUCUCCUGAAUCUCCCGGGGCGGUGCCCACUGGAACUGCUUUUCCUACACCGUCAACUCCGACUACUACCUCAUCAGCUAACAGAGGCCACUUACUGUCAAAGCUGCUUAUCGUCGGAAUAUGUCUUGGAAUGAUGUUGCUGUAGACAUUUUAAGCUUCUGCAACAUGUCUUGAGGUGUCUUCCUGUUGUAGAAAUUCUUGUUAGUUCCUUUUUCUUAUAUAUCAUUCUUGUGCUGUACCCUCUCUGGCUCUCCUUCAGCCAUGCCAGAAGAUAGAAAUUUUAUUUUAUCUCAUCUCUUUUUAUGUUUCAGAUUACCAA
Molecule: messenger RNA, 938 nt
Organism: Macadamia integrifolia
Lineage: Eukaryota; Viridiplantae; Streptophyta; Magnoliopsida; Proteales; Proteaceae
Product: uclacyanin 1-like
Exons: 2
Coding region: 69-764 (231 amino acids)
Cellular component (GO): plasma membrane
Molecular function (GO): electron transfer activity
Source: RefSeq, a predicted model, not a curated record